GUGAAGAUGAAAGAAACUGAAACAGCAAUAGACCCUCAGAAAUAUCCACCACAAACUCAGAUUUGGGAAGAGAAAGAGAUAAAAUCCCAUAACCAUAAUAUCCAUGGCCCUUCAUUUACUUCACUCAAAAAAUAAGCACUCAAAACAUCACAAAACACCAAUUCCAAUUGUUUCUGUAUUGAAUUAUUGAAAUUAUUGAACCAGAUUAUUUAGAUUAUAAAGCUGCUGAUUUCUUGGGGUUUUUUGAGGCCAUAAAUAUUUUUGGAAUUAAUGGCUUCUCUGACUUCGAUCACACUGCACCAAUCUUCUUCUUCCCCAUUGGGAUCAUUGGCUUCAAAGCAUUGUCACCAUAACCAGAAUUCCUGCUGGCAUACAGCCGUCGGAUCAGUCAGAUCAUCAUCAUCAGCAUCCACAAGGCAACAGUUUUCAUCACAAGGCCUCAGAAUCCGCAGUGCAGCGACAAAACAAGCCAAAACGCCAGCUGAAGAGGACUGGAAGACUAAGAGGGAACUUCUCCUACAGAAAAAGGUGAGGAGUGUGGAUGUGAAAGAAGCUCUGAGGCUUCAAAAGGAAAACAACUUUGUGAUUCUUGACGUGCGGCCUGAAGCGGAAUUCAGAGAGGCUCAUCCGGCGGGGGCGAUCAACGUGCAAAUAUACAGGCUUAUAAAGGAGUGGACAGCAUGGGACAUUGCCCGCCGUGCUGCUUUUGCAUUUUUCGGCAUCUUUGCGGGCACAGAAGAGAACCCUGAGUUCAUGUCAAGUGUGGAAUCGCAGCUAGAUAAGAAGGCAAAGAUAAUAGUGGCUUGCGCCGCCGGAGGUACGAUGAAACCGACCCAAAAUCUCCCGGAAGGUCAACAGUCAAGAUCACUGAUAGCAGCCUACUUGCUCGUCCUCAACGGUUACACGAAUGUCUUCCACUUAGACGGCGGACUUUACGCGUGGUUUAAGGAGGAGCUGCCAUCGGUUGCGGAAGAAGAAGAGUGAAGUGCCGGUGGUGGUGGCGGUACGAAAGAAAGAUGCUUCAACGGAGCAAAGUUUUGUUCAUAAACGAAUGACUGCGUGCGUGUGUGCCAAUGAUUUCUCGGAUGCAAAUUGAACGUUCUUGUAAUGAAACUACCAACAAUGCGUUGGUAUUGCAUCGAAAUAUAACAACGAAAUCGGAAAAAUCCA
Malus domestica (apple) is the source of this 1170-nucleotide messenger RNA. Its product is annotated as rhodanese-like domain-containing protein 14, chloroplastic. Gene Ontology annotation, cellular component: chloroplast. Lineage: Eukaryota; Viridiplantae; Streptophyta; Magnoliopsida; Rosales; Rosaceae. The record is from RefSeq and is a predicted model, not a curated record.